Sphaeroforma arctica JP610 is the source of this 2406-nucleotide messenger RNA. RefSeq lists its product as hypothetical. The transcript has a single exon. The record is from RefSeq and is a predicted model, not a curated record. The coding region runs from base 509 to 2104 and encodes 531 amino acids. Lineage: Eukaryota; Ichthyosporea; Ichthyophonida.
UGACAAGCCAGUUCAGAGUACUUACUAUUUAUUUGUCGUACAUCUGCACAUCGACAAUUCGACAUAGACGGUCUGUAUGACUGAAAGGCAUUCACACGUAGGUUUGUAGCCUGUAGCUGCCUGUAGGCACUCUCUACUCUCUCUACUAGUAGUAGCUCUACAGAGAAAGAGAGAGAGAGCCUGAGAGGCUGUAGGUCGGUUAAGACCGUGGCAUGUGGUCACAGGCUGAACAAUCGGGUAACCCGGAUCCAUACUCCAACAAAAGGUAAAUAAAUUUCUUUCGGAUUUCAUUUGAUUCUGUCAGAUUGUGCUGUACGACUCUUCUAUAUUAUAAUGUAUAGGGAUCUGAGAUACCGCGUUCACUUUCUUGUUGUUUGAUAAGCUAUAUACUAUAUAAAAAACAAACUGGUUGUUAGAGGGAAAUCACUUUCUCCACUCAGAAUAUCUUGGGAGCUGAAAAGUUAUGUUUGAUAUAUAUUAGUACAAAGUGUAGAAUCAAAUUAUAACAAUGAUAACACCUACAUCACGGGUAUUUUUGAGUGACGUUCCUACAACAAAUGAUGAUGUGGUUCCCGAAAAGACUGCUUGUGCAAAUUUGAAUCUGGAGGCUUCUUUGCAUAGUGAUAUUAUCUCUUUGCUGUUGGAUGACCCCGUGAGCGCAUCUUUGAGCUUAAUAGAAUCUGAAGAGAAGGGAGAAUCACAUAUUACAUCGGGCAAUGGGAGGCAAGACUACAAGGCUAAGGCCUGUACGAAUGGAUGCCUUGAUAACGAUACAAAGGAAGAUGAAGUAGAUAUAGUCUCUCUUUCGCGGACUGCACAGCGAACUAGUGAGACUGAAAGACAUGUCAUCAGCAAAUCGCCGCUUCUGACGAUCAAUUUUUCGAAACAGAAUUCUUUCGUUGAUUCACCCAGGCAAACACUAGGCGGUUCCGCGCAGGAAUCGCUCGAUAGUUCAAUUAACACCGGCAGUUGGGUUUUUGAAAACAACAUCGCCUACGUCGGGACAGGAGACGCGGGUGAGUUGCCACUUCGGACUCCUAGAGGUAUCCAAGGCACGGCCCUAUCAAAUUUCUCCAGGCUCUCUUUUUGGAUAGUUGCAUGCUGUGUCUUCUUGGUGACCGUUCCAAUUCUGGUUUGCCUGCUAUUGCUGCUGGAGAGUGAAGACGCAUAUAUCACCGAGUGUCACCCUAGGAGCACAUUGUCGAUUGUACUUGUGGUUGUGUGCGGAUUUCUACACUUCACUAUAUUGAUUGUGUAUAUCUCGCAAGUACUGAAGCAUCGAGAACAUCCAGCUUUGAAAGUCAGAGGUCACUUCUUCUUGUGGCAAAUAUGCACUCUGGCUCCAUUCGUGCCGAUUGUAUGUACUCUGAACUCGCUCGGAUUCUUGGGCGUUCUGUCGGGCGACUGCAUCUUCACUUUCGGAGGAAUCGGGGGUGAGUCUAAUUUAUGGACUUGGAAAAGCAAUUAUGUUUUGAUCAGCACCCAGGCCGCAAUCAGAUUCUUUUCCAUUAUGUUCUUCGCGGCUAUUAUCGCCAGACAACGAACCGUAUAUCUGCUAUUUGUGAAGCACGCUGACGAAUUUCGCACUUACACUCGCAAACGGCUGCUUAAACAAUACAUGUAUCCUAAUGUUAUAUGUCUCCUGGUGUGGUUUAUCACCGAGGCUGUGUAUCAAGUCUGUACUUGCCUACUGAGAUAUGGUCAGACAGACUUUGGAACAACGGCCGAAUUUUCAAGUGCCAUUUCAAUGAUAGGUAUACUCGAACGGGCCCUGUCAACAUUGGCAAUCGUCAUUGCUUUUUCGUAUUACGCAUUCGAAACUAGAAACGUGGAAGUAUUCAGUGAUUGGUCGGCCAACGCGCGCACCAUUGCGAUGUUCAGUAUAGGUACUGUAAUUCAGGGAGUGUUCAAGCUUGUGACAGGCGCAAUUCUUUGGUCCGGGUUCCUGAACGGCGCUCUGGUGAUGUCCCUGGUUACCAUGUAUUUCUUGGAUUCGUUCACUGCCGCCCUGAUUGAUAUUCAUGUGGGCUUAAAUGAGCAGAAUUGGGCCAACCGGGGCAAUUUGGACACCACUGUGAUUAUUGAGAACGCGAAUGUCAAGUGAGUCAUGACCUAAUACUGUAGACCAAUAAUUCAGCAGUGCAUUCUAAUCGCACACCCUCGGGCUCAUGCCCACCUCAGUCUCAACGGCGAACACUCGCGGUGUUGAAGGCAGGCAGCUGUCUGGAAGUAUAGUAUACCCCGACAGAAUGACAACCAAUUACGUGUGACUGAAGAAAGUGCGCACAAAUUUAGUAGUGGGCCUCCAAUUCACCUCACACAGUUUGUGCGUAGUUUGUGAUGUGGAUCACGCACAGUACUAACUGUUAGCAACCCCGACCAACGAAUAAAUAUCGUGAUCCCAAA